GUGGACUUGCACAUUAACUACAGGGAAAUACUCUCCACCUGACUUCUCUAUCCAGUGAUAUGGCAGGGAGAGGAUGGGCAGCCCCACCGCCCCCACCGUCCUAUCAGAAUGUUUGGAGCGGAGGGGACCUGCAGCCACCGAGCUACGAGGAAGCUCUCCUGGACACAGAAACUCACCCUUUACAGGCUGCAGCCCCACCAGUUACUGCUUCCUCUGGCUUCAACCCAUUUUAUCCUCCCGUACCUGGCUAUCAACCACCUGGGCCCUAUCCUCCCGUACCUGGCUAUCAACCACCUGAGCCCAAUCCUCCCGUACCCGGCUAUCAACCAUCUGGGCCCUAUCCUCCCGUACCUGGCUAUCAACCAUCUGGGUCCAGCUCACUCCCAAGGCCUCAAAGAAGAGAUUCGCUUGAAGCUCAACGUGUCAUGAGUAAUGAGGAACUCAUGGCGUGGUGGAGAACUGUGAAAUCAUGGGAGAAAAUGUCCCAGUCUCCAGACACAGAGCCUAGAAUGUUGGCUAAGAAAGUCCACCGUGUCCAGCGAGCUGUUCAGCUGUACCGGCUCCUCAUGUCCACCCACGGAGUAACCUUGCAGAAUCACAUCGGCGAGAUGAACAGGACCGCCGACCACAUCAGCAAGGCCUACAGCAAGUUGAAGGCAGCGGGUGCCACCGGUGGCGCGACAAGGGCUGUGGGCAGCGCUGCAGCCGUGACAGGCAUCGUGCUGGCCCCCUUCACCAUGGGCGCCUCGCUGGCCAUCACGGCGGUGGGCGUAGGGGUGGUGGCGGCAGACGGCCUCACCAAGGCGUCCAUCAAGAACAAGGUGGCCAUCGACCACGACAAGAGGGCGCUGGAGGCCCUGGUGCAGGACUACCGCAAGAAGCUGGAGGACAUCGAGAGCUGCCUCCAGUUCAUCUACACGGGGAUGGAGCACAUCGGACGGAACCACCUCUCCAUCUUAAAAGGCGUCGACAUGGACACCAGCCGAGUGGCCAGCAUGCUGGGGCUGUCCGGGGAGGUGGCUUUAGGGCUGGGCGUGGCGGGCAAGUCGUCUGACCUCCUCCGAGGGUUCGCAGGGGGCAUCGGCACCUUCUACAGCAAGAAGGACAACCAGCGCCUGAAGAAGGGCAAAGAGAACAAGUUUGCCAAAACGCUACGCAAGGUGGCAGCCCGACUUCAAAACACACAAGAUGAGCUGACUCGCGUUUCAGAUUCACUUGGCAGGUUUUGAUAUGUUACAUGUCCAGACGUAACAACAUUUAGAGGACAUAUAAAAGAGUUGCCACUUUGUUUUAAUUCUUUUGUGGUAUUAAUGAAUUACAUUACACAACAAUGAAGUUAGAGAUGAAAUCCUGUUUCAUUAUAGGUUAAUCCUGAAAUUGUGAUUGUAAACUUUGAUUAGCUUGUUGCAUAACUUGACAAAAUGGAACAUGUGCCAACGCUUUGUUAAAUAACUUCCUCCUUUUUUUCCAGAACAUUGUUCCUGAAACAAUACAGCUGUUGUUACCCAUGUACAUGUACUUUUUUCUUGAUACCUAAGAAAACACGGUUACACUUUACUUGAAGGUAUCUACAUAAGAGUGUCAUAAACAUGUCAAAAGUCAUAAAUGUAUAUGACAUAACGCUUCACUCCCUUCUGUCAAGUGUCAUUCAGUUUUGUCAUGACAAGUUAGGGUUAGGUUAGGGUUAGGUUUAUGACAGUGUCAUGUCACUCUUGUGUAGAUACCUUCAAGUAAAGUGUUACCGAAAUCCCUUGUAAAAGUGGGAUUUUUAUGCGUGUGAAUUCUCAUUGCCUUCAGCUGUAGAUAAUGAAUGCACUUUUUUAAUAUAUUAAGCUAUUUGAAUAUACUAUGUAUAUUAUUACUGUGUAAAUGUGUGAAUCAGUAUGAUUACUGAGAGACUGUUCCACUGUGUACAGAUACUAUACCCCUGUAAAUAAACACUUUUCCUGCAACCUCA
Alosa alosa (allis shad) is the source of this 1957-nucleotide messenger RNA. Its product is annotated as apolipoprotein L3-like. Gene Ontology annotation, molecular function: lipid binding. The transcript is spliced from 6 exons. Lineage: Eukaryota; Metazoa; Chordata; Actinopteri; Clupeiformes; Clupeidae. Gene Ontology annotation, cellular component: extracellular region; membrane. The record is from RefSeq and is a predicted model, not a curated record. The coding region runs from base 60 to 1229 and encodes 389 amino acids. Gene Ontology annotation, biological process: lipoprotein metabolic process; lipid transport.